Molecule: messenger RNA, 1389 nt
Organism: Geodia barretti
Lineage: Eukaryota; Metazoa; Porifera; Demospongiae; Tetractinellida; Geodiidae
Source: the annotation of a GenBank genome assembly
AUGCGACUUGCAUUAACAAUCGAAUAUGAAGGCACGCACUAUCACGGCUUCCAGUAUCAGGUGAACGCACCAUCGAUACAGGGCGAGCUUGAGCAGGCGAUUGAGCGGCUGACGGGUGAGCGUGUGCGAGUGAAGGGUGCGGGCCGCACCGACGCAGGCGUACAUGCCGAGGCGCAGGUCGUAGUGUUCGAUACAUCUUCCGACCACUCGACAGAGACAUUUGUCAAUGCGCUGAAUCACUAUCUGCCGCAGGACAUCGCCGUAAAGCAGGCGCACAUCGUUAAGCCGGAUUUCGACCCGCGGCGAAACGCGCUGAAGCGCACCUACCGUUACAGCAUACUGAACUGUGAGACGCCGUCACCUCUGACAAGGCGGUUCAGCUAUCACAUUCGGAAUACGCUGGACUUGAGUCGGAUGCAAGAAGCAGCCGGUCUGUUCAUCGGAGAGCACGACUUUCGAAGGUUCGCGGCGCCGCUUCCGGCGGGCAAGACGAACAGCGUGCGCGCUAUACAUAGCGCAUCCGUACAGCAGUCAGGAGAGGCCAUAGCCAUUUGGGUUACGGGCAACGCCUUCCUGCAACAUCAGACGAAAACGGCGGAACUUAAACCGGAGUGGCAUGUGGUUGACGCUGCCGACAAGACGCUCGGCAGGAUAUCGUCGCAGAUUGCCGUUCUGCUUCAGGGCAAGCACAAGCCCAUAUAUGUGCCGCACCUGAACACGGGAGACUAUGUAAUUGUCCUGAACGCCGACAAGAUUCGGGUUACCGGCAACAAGAUGGAACAGAAGAUGUACUACCGUCACAGCGGCUAUCACGGCGGCUUGACGGAGCGCACGCUGGCGGAAAUGCUGGACAAGACACCGACGCGCGUAAUCACGCAGGCAGUCAAAGGCAUGCUGCCCAAGAACGCACUGGGCAGGCACAUGCUCGCUCGCAUGAAGCAGCAGUAUUACUAUGCCACGGGCAGACGCAAGUCAGCCAUCGCGCAGGUCCGUCUGUACAUGGAGAGCGGGCCCGUCGUGGUCAAUGGCAGGCCGAUAGAAGAGGCGUUCCCUUGGGACAACUGGCGGCGCGAGAUUAUGGAGCCCUUCAGAAUCACCCACUCCGGCGGUCAAUUCCGCGUGGUGGCGAAGAUUACCGGCGGCGGGAUUACAGGACAGGCAGGCGCGCUGCGGCACGGGAUUUCGCGCGCGCUAAUCGAGGCAGACCCGUCGCUGCGCACGCCGCUUAAGCGCGCAGGCAUGCUCACACGCGACUCCCGCGUCAAAGAGCGUCGCAAGUACGGCCUGAAAAGGCACGCAAAGCGCAACAGUACACCAAGCGGUAGAGGCAGUCAGGCGUCAGCGUUCAGCCCUUCGACAGUCUCAGGACUAACGCAUUGCAUUUUCUGA